Molecule: messenger RNA, 2439 nt
Organism: Solea senegalensis (Senegalese sole)
Lineage: Eukaryota; Metazoa; Chordata; Actinopteri; Pleuronectiformes; Soleidae
Gene: prmt6
Product: protein arginine methyltransferase 6
Exons: 1
Coding region: 3-1169 (388 amino acids)
Biological process (GO): peptidyl-arginine methylation
Molecular function (GO): protein-arginine N-methyltransferase activity
Source: RefSeq, a predicted model, not a curated record
GUAUGUCUCUCGUGCGCCGUAAGCCGCGGAAAACUACAUGUUCCAGAGUUGUGAGUGCGGAAGUGGCGCGACUGAACCAAACAGAGUGCAGAGUUAACGGAUUAGCGGUGAAGAUGUCUCACAGUGUGAAGAAGAGAAAAUUAGAUAAAACCCGUCAGGAUACGCUUUAUUUUGACAGCUACUCCGAUGUGACGAUACACGAGGAGAUGAUCGCCGACUACGUCCGCACCAACACUUACCGGACGGCGAUUGAACGGAACAGUGAGCUGAUUCGUGGGAAAGUGGUCCUGGACGUGGGUGCAGGAACCGGCGUUUUGAGCGUGUUCUGUGCACAGGCCGGAGCCAAGAAGGUGUUCGCUGUGGAGGCCUGCUCCAUCGCCGAGCAGGCGGUCAAGAUAGUCCGGCAGAAUAACCUGCAGGACCGCAUAGAGGUGAUCCGGGGCACGGUGGAAACCGUGGAUCUGCCUGAGCCAGUGGACGUGAUUGUGAGUGAGUGGAUGGGGUACGCGCUGCUGCACGAGUCCAUGCUCAACUCGGUGUUGUACGCGCGCGAUAAGUGGCUGAAGCCUGGCGGCCUCAUCCUGCCCAGCAAAGCCGAGCUCUACAUCGCACCGGUCUGCGACCCGGUGGUGGAGGACCGGCUCCACUUCUGGUACACCGUCAAAGACCAGUACGGCGUGGACAUGUCCUGCAUGUCCGACUUCGCCCGCAAAUGCAUCAUGAACUCCGACAUCACGAUGAACUUCGUGUCCAUUGAGGACGUCCUGUCGCACCCGGCCCGCUUCGCCGAGCUCGACCUGUACUCGGUGACCGCGGAGGAGCUGCGGUCGGUGAAGGGCCACUUCAGGUGCGAGUCGUUCGGUUGCUCGGCGGUGAGCGGGUUUUGCGUUUACUUCACUGUGACGUUCACGUGCCCAGACAAGCAGCAGGGGCUCGUGCUGUCCACGUCCCCGUUCAAACCGGACACGCACUGGAAGCAGGCGGUGCUGUACCUGGACGCGCCGGUCAGCGUGGAGCAGGACACGUUGGUCAGCGGUGAGGUCAGCAUGUUUCCCUCGGAGGACAGUGCCAGACACAUAUGUAUCAGUGUGGACUUCACCAUAGGAGAGCAGAAAAGACAAACCAAGAUCUUCUCCAUCCCUGACUGGAGCAGCGAGGCUCAGCCAUGACACAGAGAACCAGGGCAGCAACGAAUAACCAGUUAUUGAAUUACUAUUUUGUUAAUCCGUUUGUCUGUUAUGUUUAAUACCAAGAAGUUCUCUGGCCUCUUAAAUGUCAACAUUCAUUGCCACUUUAUUAGGUACACAUGACACCAAAUACUACUAAUGAUAAUGAUAAUAAAAGCAAGUACAAGUAACAUGAGUCUACUUUUAUCACUUUUCAAGCUGUCUUUGCAAUUUGCAUAUCAUGAAUGAUGUGACAUGUUUGACAAAUCCUUGUAAAUGACUUGUUUCUGAUGCUUGGUUGUCCUUGCAUUGACAAGCAGUUGAACAGAUGUGCCUAAUAAAGUGGCCGGUUAGUGUACAAACCAAAGCGAUGUAGUUUGUGUUUGAAAGGAGCGAAGACACCAGAAAAUAAUCUACCUCUUUGGUUUGUGCACAGGUUGGGGAAACGCUCGUCUUUUUAGUUUUUUUAGUGGAACACGCAACAAAAUGAUUACUUGAGGAGAAAUAAAAAUGAAUAGAUGCAUCGAGAAUGAAAAUAAUCGUUACUUGCAGGCCUACCCAGUAUUUCUCAAACUCUGUCCCUGUGUGUGUUUACAAAAGAAGUUAAUUGAGACCAGUCUGAUGAUUGCAAAUAUUAUUCUUAUUAGAACUUGUUAGAGCCUGUCAUGUAUGGAGGGACUGCAGCUGACAUUAGAAUUUAUACAUACACAUACAUAAUUUGACAAAUAUAAGGGUAUAAUCUAAACACCUUCUCUCUGCAUUUUUAUGAACCUCAUAGGAAGGUUUUCAUGUUCCUAAAAUGCAACAAAACCCAGAUGUUUGUCAACCUGCAAACAUCUGGCAUUCUAAUAAAUUCUCAUCAAAAUGCAACAAUGAGAUCAAAAUAUUGACUUGGCCUAGCUGUGGUCAGGCAGCAGGCUGUGCCGUCCAGGAGGUGCUUGACUUUGGCUGCCACUCAGUUGCUUUUUUAAUUGAGAACCAGUUUGGGUCAUUGUCUGCGUUUAGAACGAGUACACGCUCAUGUUGGCUUGGAUGGAAACAUACAGUUCCUCUCUACAUUAACAUAACAUCUCUACAUUACUGUAUCCCACAGCAGCAACAAAGGCCAGUAUUAUUUUUGAAAUAAAAGUUCUCGGACUGAUUCCCACACUUGACAGUUUCUAAUUAUUAAUUGAUCAAAAGGUUGAUUGUCAGUGGGUUUUCUGUUGCCGUUUGUGUGUGUGUUUUUAUGACUGAACAAAUGUGAACUAGAGAAAUAAAUUCUUGCAUUGUU